CCCAUGAACGAAGACUCGUGAUGUCAAUGCGAUUGCAAUAAAAAAAAUAGUUUCUCUUCUCUUCUCCUUGAGCUUACUGAAAUUUUUUGAUCUUUCUCCUCCAGAAACUUCUUCUUCAUGGGAAAUGGUAGUAGAAGAUGGCCGGAUAUGACACUCAUUUGCACUUUCUUCACCGUUACAGUGCUCCUGAUUAUUCCUAAAUCCAGUUCAUUACAGUUCAUUUCAACCAACCAAACCAUCACAGACGCAGGCAACCAAACUGUAGUUUCGUCACCGGGAAAAUUCAAACUCGGAUUUUUCAGUCCAGAGAACUCGACAAAUCGUUACGUUGGGAUUUGGUUCAAUAAUGUUUCGGCGCCAGUCACGGCAUCGUCGGUAUGGGUAGCUAACGGCGACAAUCCGCUCAAAGAAACUUCCGGUGUUUUUAAGAUUUCAGAUGACGGAAACUUGGUAAUAGUGGACGGACGGAAGAAGGUUAUUUGGAGUAGUAAUAUUUCUUCCAUCAGUUCUACUGAUGUCAGCUCGAGAGUUUCUGAACUUUUGGAUACCGGGAAUCUUGUUCUCCGGGAAACAAUAAACGGCGGAAACAGGACACUGUGGGAGAGUUUUGCUUAUCCUUCUAAUGUAUUCUUACCAGACAUGAAGUUCGGUUUAAAUACGAGAACACGAGAGAAACUGGUGAUAACUUCCUGGAAAGACACGGAAAAUGAUCCGUCGACGGGGAACUUUACGUUGGAGUUAGACCCUGCAGGCGUUCCUCAGAGUAUCAUCAUGGACAACGGAUCUGGGAAUCAACAGCGGCGGCACUGGCGAAGUGGUCCGUGGAACAACCGGAUAUUUAUAGGCAUACCAACUAUGUCUUCUACUUAUCUUAAUGGAUUCAAUAUUCUUACUGAUAAUAUUCUAGGAACUGUGUAUCUCACACUACAUUAUACAGAAGUAAGGACUAUCCUGCAAAAGUAUACCGUAACUUCUGACGGGAACUUCGUCGAAACUCACUGGAAUGAAACAAAAAAACAAUGGGUUAAGUUUUGGUCUGCGCAAGAUACAGAGUGCGACAUGUAUGGUAAAUGCGGUCCGUUUGGUAGCUGUAACAUACUGGAUUCACCAAUCUGUAGCUGUCUGAGAGGGUUCGUACCAAAGUCGAUAGACGAAUGGAGCACCGGGAAUUGGACAGGCGGGUGUGUAAGGAGGACAGAAUUGCAGUGUCAGCGAAGCAAAAAUGAAACUAGCGGUGCAAGAAAUGAAAGUAGUACAAUUGCUGGAGGGGUAGAAGAAGCUGAUGGUUUUCUGACACUGGAAAGGAUGAAGGUGCCUGAUUUUGUAGAGAGGUUGGAAGCUGGAAGCGCAGAAGAGUGCGGGCAAAGAUGUUUGCAAAACUGUUCUUGCUUAGCUUAUGCAUCUGAGAGCAACAUUGGGUGUAUGUGGUGGUCAAGAGAUUUAAUAGAUGUGCAAAAGUUCAGCAACUUCACUCGGUCGCCAGGCGUUAAUCUUUACAUCAAGGUUGCCCAUUCAGAACUUGAUAAGAUUAAUGCAGGUACAAAAAGGAAUGUCGGGAUAAGUAUCAUACUUGCGGUCGUCAUUCCAAUAGUUCUUCUACCCAUCCUUUGCACAUUGUUCUGUUGGAGGCGGAUGGCGAAAAAGAGAGCAGCAAAAAACAAGAACGGCACCCCAUUACACAUAAUCGAUAGGUAUGGAGACACUUCGGAUGAGAACAUGUUUGGUGACAACCCAGAACUUGCAAUGUUUACUUUCGGCACCCUAUCUGUUGCUACGAACAAUUUCAGUUGGGAGACUGAACUUGGACAUGGUGGUUUUGGUUCAGUCUAUAAGGCUAAGUUGAUGAGUGGACAAGAAGUAGCCGUGAAAAGGCUUUCACAGAGUUCCGGACAAGGCUUAGAAGAGUUUAAGAAUGAAGUCGUGGUGAUCUCUAAACUUCAACACAGGAACUUGGUUAGACUUUUAGGUUGCUGCAUUGAAGGGGAAGAGAAGAUAUUGGUAUAUGAAUACAUGCCAAACAAAAGCUUAGACGCAUUUCUUUUCGAUGCUACCCAGCGAGCACUCUUGAAUUGGAGGAAGUGUUUCGAAAUUAUCGAGGGGAUCACUCGUGGGAUUCUUUACCUUCACCGAGAUUCUAGAUUAAGAGUCAUCCAUAGAGAUUUGAAGGCGAGCAACGUGUUGUUGGAUGAAAACUUAAGUCCUAAAAUUUCAGACUUCGGGAUGGCAAGGAUAUUUGGAGGCGAUCAGCUCCAAGCAGAUACUAGAAGGGUUGUUGGCACCUAUGGUUAUAUGUCUCCUGAAUAUGCAAUGGAAGGCCGAUUUUCAGAAAAAUCCGAUGUUUUCAGUUUUGGUGUGUUGCUAAUAGAAAUUGUGAGUGGCAAGAAGUGCACAAGUUUUCACCUUCAAGAGUUGUCAUUAAGCCUUCUGGGAUAUGCAUGGAAAUUGUGGAACGAAAACAUGGUGCAGCAUCUGAUUGACCCAACGUUGUUAUCUGAAAAGGCGUACUCGGAAGAAAUACUGAAAUGCAUUCAUGUAGGACUAUUGUGUGUACAAGAAUCUCCCAAGGACAGACCAAACAUGUCUACUGUACUUUCAAUACUUACCAGCGAAACCGCAAAUCUUCCAGUUCCAAAGCAACCUGCAUAUGUAAUUAGAGAGGCAUCAUCAAUAUCUUCAGGUUCACUUCAUAAGACUAGUAACCUAUUUUCUGUAAACCAUGUAACCAUCACAAGCAUCGAAGGCCGUUGAACAAAUUUGCAUCAUUUCCUUUCUGUGAACCAGUCAAGCUAUUUCUUGCAUAUACAUGUAUGCUAUGAAACAAUCAA
This is a messenger RNA of Papaver somniferum (opium poppy), 2825 nucleotides long. Its product is annotated as G-type lectin S-receptor-like serine/threonine-protein kinase At1g11300. Gene Ontology annotation, biological process: protein phosphorylation; recognition of pollen. Gene Ontology annotation, molecular function: ATP binding; protein serine/threonine kinase activity. Bases 118 to 2748 code for a protein of 876 amino acids. NCBI's taxonomy places the organism in Eukaryota, Viridiplantae, Streptophyta, Magnoliopsida, Ranunculales, Papaveraceae. The record is from RefSeq and is a predicted model, not a curated record. The transcript is spliced from 7 exons.